Messenger RNA from Fusarium keratoplasticum, 2364 nucleotides. Its product is annotated as Zn(2)-C6 fungal-type domain-containing protein. The record is from RefSeq and is a predicted model, not a curated record. NCBI's taxonomy places the organism in Eukaryota, Fungi, Ascomycota, Sordariomycetes, Hypocreales, Nectriaceae. The coding region runs from base 1 to 2364 and encodes 787 amino acids. Gene Ontology annotation, molecular function: zinc ion binding; DNA binding; DNA-binding transcription factor activity, RNA polymerase II-specific. The transcript is spliced from 3 exons. Gene Ontology annotation, cellular component: nucleus. Gene Ontology annotation, biological process: DNA-templated transcription.
AUGAACGGCCGAAGACCGCAACCCCGGCCUUAUCGAUCCAAGCGUCAUCGGCCAUGCGACGUCUGCCGACGCCGAAAGCACGCCUGUCACUUCCAGGACCAGCCUCCCUGCACCGUCUGCCAGGAACUCGGGACCGAGUGCACCUUCAACGAGCCCCCGACCAAGCGCAGGAGGCAGACGCGUUUGCCGCCUUCUGUUUCUCCCGAGCCGAUUCCCGAGCUGACAGGCGAGGGGUUGGCAGAUGGCGCCGAUCUCGAAACAGCCGCCGUCAGUAACCAGAAUUGGCCAUCCCCUUCCCCAGCCGUUACCGCGGCCCCCAUCUGCCAUGAUGAGGAGCCUGGAAUCCAAGAUCACUACGACGCUCCGGACAGCUCGCUCGAUGCUGGCAUGCUGCAGCCGUCUCGGCAUGACAUCUGGUCAUCAGUCAUGCUAGACCCUGAGCUCGGGGCUCUGUCGCUGGCUUUUUCCGAGGGCUUCGAUGACAUUAACAUUGCCCAAGAUGGCCUGUUCCCAGUCUUUAACCAAUUGCCCAUACCCGAAAUUCCUAACGAGCCUGCUUCCCAGGCUGCAAACGCCCCGCAACCCGGCGAAGCUGCCAGCCAGCCUGUCCACUAUCAAUCGACGCAAGCUCUGGACUCACAGGAUGGCUCCUGGACUGCGCAGUACUUUGGGCUCUCUGGCGAGACUGACCCCUUUCUCCUCCGCCACAUGCGUUUCUCUGAAGAGGGGAGCUGCAACUUUGGCCAGUUUCAGUAUCGUUGCGUUGACCCCGGUACCAUGAGCACGGAUUCCGACGCUUCCACCGCGCGAACGCCCAUCCACUUCAUCAUCAACGCUCCUCGGCGGCUUGCCCACUGCGAAAUUGAUACAGGGAGAAAGGAUGAGCUGGGAGAGUUGCGUAGCGAGCUCAACAGGCUAGUUGACCCGGAACUGGGGGCUCGGCUCGUCGGCCUCUUCUUGCGAUACAUCUUCCCAAACCUCCCCGUUCUCUCGCGAAGCCAGCUCAAAGUCCGCACUAAGACUUUGGUGCCAAAGUCUAAGCAACUUGAGUGUUUACCCCCGUAUCUUCUCGCGGCCAUCUACGCCGCAGCCGAUCAGUUUCGCCGGUAUGACCCUGCUUUGAACGUCUCCCAGACUGACAGGGAGUUCCCCAAAGAUGCUCUUUGGAAAAUGGCCUACCAGAGCCUCGUCCGUUUCGUCCAUGUGCCGCAGCUGGCCACCGUCCAGACCCUGUUGAUAUACUUGCAGAGACCGCUUGAGGAGGCGACAACAGCUUCAGCCGACAGCCCUGGACACUGGCCUUUGCUGGGAUCCACGAUCCACCUUGCCAAUCAACAGGGGCUUCAUCUUGAAUGCUCCUCGUGGCCAAUUCCCGACUGGGAGAAGCGACUGAGGCGUCGGCUGUGGUGGGUGAUUUAUGGAGAGUCGACGUGGCGUAGCCUGGUGCUUGGACUUCCUCAGUCCAUUCAGAAAGAUCAAUGGGACGUUGGGCCUCUCAGUUCGGAUGACUUUAUCAUAGAACAUCUACAGUGUCCCACUGAAGACACGGCAGGUCAGGCACCGAUUUUGCAGAAGCCCUGCGAAUUCUGUCACGCUGGCCAUGACUUCCGGUUUCUGGCUGACCUGGCUACCAUCGGGUCGGAUAUCCAGAGUAGCUUCUAUACCUUAACUGCCACGAGGCUUCUGUCUAGGGAUGCCGACGCUUCAUUCAGCGCCGGCCAGCACUUCCUACAACGGCUGGACGACUGGCAUGCCCAGCUUCCCCCGGAGAUGCGCCUGGGCACAAGCGUCGAUUUGGAGAGGCGGGACUAUUUUCACUCAGGCUCAUCAGCUCAGCUGAAACUCUCCUUCUUGACGUUGAAGGCGCUGAUCUACAGAGCCAUGGUGCGGCCACUGACAGGCCAAGUUACCCAGAGCACCAUGUUUUCCGGCCGACCCAAUGCGAGCCAGUCCAACGAGGAUGCUCCGGAUUCGCAUGGAAGUGCUUCUACUAACGAGGACGUGUUGCAGAGCGCCCUCGGCUUUGCCAAAUUGGCAUCCCAAUUUGCGCAGCGGCUCAACUCUUACGACAUCAAUAGUUUUUCCCGCUCUUGGUCUCGGGGCUGUUUCGCAACGAUAUCGAAUCUCAUCCUUCUCCUACUUGUCGUAGCACCAACGGCCGUCUCAGCAAAGGAGGUACUGGCGGUUCUUGCGCGGUGGGUUAUCAUCAUGAGAGAGCAGAGUGUCAUGUUCCACAAUAUGCACCUUGGGCUGCUACGCCUGGAUGCCGUUUUCCGGCUGGGGCUGGAGAAGGCAUUCAGCCUUCCGGCCCACGUCAGAGAGAGUAUACAGCAUCAACUGCCGGCUCCAAGUUAUCAGAAGUAG